AUGGCUCUCGCCAUUGUCAACGCGUACGCACAAAAACAACAACAUCAACAGCAAUCAACAACCGACGAACACUGCACGUCGUAUGAAACGGAGGUAGAUCGCUUUAUCGGCUCGACACAGAUCCAUGUGAGAUUUGUGCACGUCCAACCAACUGUUCAAAUGAUGGACAUCAAAACAGGCUUGGUGGGAAAGCUCUUGACCGUUCAAGGCCACGUCGUCAAAGCACGUCCCAAACGACUGCGGAUCGCCACCGCCGACUUUGCGUGCGGAAAGUGCGGAGUACUCGUCACGCACGCCUUUACUGCAGGACGGUACUCGCUCCCAACCCGUUGCAGUGGAACCUCCUGUACCAGUCGCACUUUCUCUUUGGUCCGUCCCACCACUCGCUACACCAACGUCCAGGAACUGCGUUUGCAGGAAGCCCAGGAAGAGUCCAUAUCACACGCGGGACGGACACCCCGUCAGCUAGUGGUCGAAUGCGUUCAGGAUUUGGUGGACGUGUGCCGGCCCGGAGAUCUCGUCAUGCUGGCGGCCACCGUAGCCGCCGUCAAUACGGCCGUGGCCGCCGGAAAAACAGGUAAGCGCGCACAAGAAACCUCUACGUACCAACUCUUUCUGCAAGCACACUCCAUUACUACGCUCUCGGAACGAGGGAGCCGAUCACAAACGUCCAAAACGACCGCGCAAGUUGUGUAUACCUCACAGCAGCUGCAGGCCAUUACUCAAUUGUGUCACGCGGAUCAUCGAUACUUUGGCUUGCCCGAGCGACGGGCCUUCCCGUUCGAUCUACUGGUGCGGUCAUUGUGUCCUUCUAUUAUCGGACAUGACGAAGUCAAGGCUGGACUCCUCUUGUGCUUGCUAGGGGGAACACCGCCGAGUAGUUCUGGAGGAGGAAUGGAUAAGGGGCAGUCGAUCCGUUCGAAUUCACACAUUCUGAUUGUCGGUGAUCCAGGUAUGGGUAAAUCGCAAAUGCUUUUGGCGGCAUGCCAACUCGCGGCCCGCUCUGUGUAUGUAGGUGGCAAUACUUCGUCCACCACGGGCCUGACCGUCACAUUGACCAAAGAAGAGGGGGGUGAGUCGGGUAUCGAAGCGGGUGCUCUAGUGUUGGCUGACCAAGGCGUCUGCUGCAUCGACGAGUUCGACAAAAUGGCGAAAAACCACCAGGAUGGUCUGCUGGAAGCGAUGGAGCAACAGCAAGUUUCUAUCGCCAAGGCUGGCGUUGUGGCCUCCCUACCGGCGAGGUGUAGUCUUAUUGCCGCCGCCAAUCCCAAGCACGGUAGCUACAACAUGAACAAGACGGUUGCGGAAAAUCUCAACAUGGCCAAGCCAAUUUUGUCAAGAUUUGAUCUAGUAUAUAUUUUACGUGAUCGUGCGAAUAAAGAGCAAGAUCGGAUGGUGUCGAGCAACAUUAUGAAUCUUUACCGAAACGGCAGCAAUAACAAUCCCUUGAUGCAUAGCGAUAUCGAUCUUUCUCAACGAGUCAUGACCGCUGGAAACGGGAAAGUCCGGGAUUAUAUUGCUUACGCGCGCGAGUAUUGCAAACCAAAAAUGACAGCUGAAGCUGCAACUGUAUUAAAGGAUUUCUUCAUGGACUUGCGUUAUCCUGCUGACGGAGGACGCCGUCCACGGGAUACUGUCCCUAUUACCACGCGUCAGCUCGAAGCCUUGAUUCGUUUAUGUCAGGCACGAGCCAAGGCAUGUCUGCGUGACUUUGUCCUCAAGGAAGACGCCUUGGAUGUGGUUGAACUCAUGAGCAAAUCGGUUGAGCAAGUGCACCGCGACGAAAGCGGCGUGCUUGAUCCAAUACGUGGAGGUGCUGGCGGCAAAAGCAAUAAGAAAAUGAAAAAGGCCUUCGUCCAAGAGAUGCAGCGCUUAAUUGGAGCCGGAGCUGAAUGUAGCCUUGACGAUCUCCGACGGAUUGCAGACAAAGUAAAUUGCGGUUUGAGCGAAUUCCAGCCGCUGGUUGAAGACCUCCGAAGCAACGGUAUCAUUUUGAGAAAGUCCAAUGGGAACUACCAAAUUUUGUGA
Phaeodactylum tricornutum CCAP 1055/1 is the source of this 2028-nucleotide messenger RNA. RefSeq lists its product with no specific name. Gene Ontology annotation, biological process: DNA replication. Gene Ontology annotation, cellular component: nucleus; MCM complex. Lineage: Eukaryota; Bacillariophyta; Bacillariophyceae; Surirellales; Neidiaceae. Gene Ontology annotation, molecular function: single-stranded DNA helicase activity; ATP hydrolysis activity; single-stranded DNA binding. The coding region runs from base 1 to 2028 and encodes 675 amino acids. The record is from RefSeq and is a predicted model, not a curated record. The transcript has 3 exons.